Molecule: messenger RNA, 529 nt
Organism: Diabrotica virgifera virgifera (western corn rootworm)
Lineage: Eukaryota; Metazoa; Arthropoda; Insecta; Coleoptera; Chrysomelidae
Product: protein chibby homolog 1-like
Exons: 3
Coding region: 147-491 (114 amino acids)
Source: RefSeq, a predicted model, not a curated record
GCAUUUCCUUCCGUUGCCAUGACGAUUGACGACAAUCAAUAAUAACAGAUGCAGAAAUUACCUAGCACCUAGCUCUAGCCCGGGUUAGUAAUAAACCGUCAUUGUUGACACACAAAUAAAUUCAAUUCGGUAGUAGAGACACAGAAAUGCCAAUAUUUGGAAGUAAAUUUUCACCGAAGAAAAUUCCUACGAGAAAAGCCAAUGCGGAAAAUGUUCCUAUUAAUUUGACAGAGACGAGAGUGCACUUGGAUCUGGGGGACCAGAAGUUUGCUUUUGAACGAGGAAACUGGGUACCAGAAGAUCAACAGCCCCAACAAGGUAUGACAUAUAGAAAUAGACAACGAUUGAAGAAGAAAAUACAGGAACUGGAAGAAGAAAAUAACAUGUUAAGGUUAAAGUACGAAAUGAUGUUAAAUAUGCUAACACAGGCAGCUUCCGAGGGACAAAUAGUCUACCCGGAUUUAGAAAAGUUCCGGAAAAAGAAAAAGUAGUACUGCGUAAAUCAUUGUAAAUAAACACUUUUCUUUUA